AAUUCCAUAACGUUUUGACAUUCUUUACAUCUGUAAUUCUUUGCAGUAUUUAUAUAUGUGAGAAUUUUGGAGAUGGGUCUAUAAGAUCUGUGAAGUUCGAUGGUUUUUAAGUUGAAUGAGAGUCAGAAAGAGUUAAAAGGGUUAUUGAGUACGACCAAUCAAGCAAUUUAUCAUGGAUGUCGUCAGUCAGUUGCAGAAACAAUUUGUUGAUUACUCCACAUCUCUGUAUCGUGAGGGGUUCUUGGAUGAUCAGUUUGUACAGCUUCAGAAACUGCAAGAUGAGAGUAACCCAGAUUUUGUGGUUGAGGUGGUGUCUCUUUUCUUUGAGGAUUCUGAGAAACUUAUUAACAAUCUGGCCAGCGCUCUGUGA
Messenger RNA from Ilex paraguariensis (yerba mate), 370 nucleotides. NCBI's taxonomy places the organism in Eukaryota, Viridiplantae, Streptophyta, Magnoliopsida, Aquifoliales, Aquifoliaceae. The record is from the annotation of a GenBank genome assembly.